AUGGCUCAAGAAGGCAUGUUCAGCGCCAACCUCCUCUCCGCUGAAGUCAGCGCCGCUCUCCCCGAGGGAUAUACUCUGCGCGCUCUGCGAAAGUCCGACUUUACCAGCGGUUUCCUCGACUGUCUGCGCGUUUUGACCACUGUUGGCGACAUCACCGAAGCCGACUUUGCCAAGCAGUACGAUGACAUGCUUGCUGCUGGCAGUUACUACAUUAUCAUCAUUGAGGACACCUCGCGAGGUGAUAAGCCUGUUGUUGGAACCGGUGCCUUGAUCACUGAGCGCAAGUUCAUUCACAGCCUGGGCGCUGUAGGCCACAUCGAAGAUAUCGCCGUCGCAAAGGACCAACAGGGCAAGAAGCUCGGUCUCCGAAUCAUACAAGCCCUCGACCACAUCGCCGAGCAAGUCGGUUGCUACAAGAGCAUUCUCGACUGCAGCGAAGCCAACGAGGGUUUCUACGUCAAGUGCGGCUUCCGACGAGCCGGCUUGCAGAUGGCCCACUACUAUGAAGGAUCAAAGAGUAAAUCCCAGUGA
Fusarium redolens is the source of this 531-nucleotide messenger RNA. RefSeq names its product acyl-CoA N-acyltransferase. Bases 1 to 531 code for a protein of 176 amino acids. Gene Ontology annotation, molecular function: glucosamine 6-phosphate N-acetyltransferase activity; monosaccharide binding. Gene Ontology annotation, cellular component: endoplasmic reticulum-Golgi intermediate compartment; Golgi apparatus; endoplasmic reticulum. NCBI's taxonomy places the organism in Eukaryota, Fungi, Ascomycota, Sordariomycetes, Hypocreales, Nectriaceae. The record is from RefSeq and is a predicted model, not a curated record. The transcript is spliced from 2 exons. Gene Ontology annotation, biological process: UDP-N-acetylglucosamine biosynthetic process.